AUGACUAGAAAAGCAUGUUUGAAUGUAGAAGUGAGGUUUGAAAAUUAUUUGACCACUCUCAAUUUAAUCCAGAUUCCUAUGAAGCGUUUGGACAUGAUUAUUGGUAUGGAUUGGUUGAUGGUAAAUAAUACCACCUUGGACUGUGCUAGGAAGACAGUUUUAUUAUCGGUACAUACUGCACUAGCUAAUAUUCCUAGUAAGUCUAAGUUUUUAUUAGUGGUGCAAGCAGAGAAACUGAUGCAACAAGGGUGUAUGGCUUAUAUGGUUUUCUUCUCAAUGCAUGGGGUCUACAAUGGAAGUAUUGAUAAGAUUGGGGUAGUGAAUGAAUUCUCUAAGGUAUUUAUGAAUGAUAUGUCUGGUUUGCCUCCGGAAAGGGAAGUAGAAUUCACGAUAAACCUAGUGCCAGGAACUGAAGCAAUCUCAAAGGUACCAUAUCGGAUGUCACCAACUGAGCUAGCUGAGUUGAAGAAGUAG
Prosopis cineraria is the source of this 474-nucleotide messenger RNA. RefSeq lists its product as uncharacterized. The transcript has a single exon. The record is from RefSeq and is a predicted model, not a curated record. The coding region runs from base 1 to 474 and encodes 157 amino acids. Lineage: Eukaryota; Viridiplantae; Streptophyta; Magnoliopsida; Fabales; Fabaceae.